Messenger RNA from Stomoxys calcitrans (stable fly), 2041 nucleotides. It is a transcript of the gene Hsc70-2, whose product is annotated as heat shock 70 kDa protein cognate 2. Gene Ontology annotation, biological process: protein refolding; cellular response to unfolded protein. The coding region runs from base 1 to 1923 and encodes 640 amino acids. Gene Ontology annotation, cellular component: cytoplasm. The transcript has 3 exons. The record is from RefSeq and is a predicted model, not a curated record. Lineage: Eukaryota; Metazoa; Arthropoda; Insecta; Diptera; Muscidae. Gene Ontology annotation, molecular function: ATP-dependent protein folding chaperone; heat shock protein binding; ATP hydrolysis activity.
AUGGUUAAAGCUCCCGCUAUUGGUAUUGAUCUCGGCACCACCUACUCCUGUGUGGGUGUCUGGCAACAUAAUAAGGUCGAAAUUAUUGCCAAUGAUCAAGGAAACCGCACUACUCCCAGUUAUGUAGCCUUCAACGAUACCGAACGUUUGAUAGGAGAUGCUGCUAAAAAUCAGGUGGCUAUGAAUGCCAAGAACACGGUUUUCGAUGCCAAACGUUUGAUUGGUCGCAAAUUCGAUGAUCAGAAAAUCCAAGAAGACAUGAAACAUUGGCCCUUCCAGGUCAUCAAUGAUUGUGGCAAACCAAAAAUCGAGGUUGAAUUCAAAGGAGAACGCAAACGUUUUGCACCUGAAGAGAUUAGUUCCAUGGUGCUGUCGAAAAUGAAGGAAGUCGCCGAAGUCUAUUUGGGUGGCCAAGUAACAGAUGCUGUGAUAACAGUGCCAGCCUACUUCAAUGAUUCCCAACGUCAGGCUACCAAGGAUGCUGGAUCCAUUGCUGGACUCAAUGUUUUGCGCAUCAUCAAUGAACCCACUGCUGCAGCUUUGGCCUAUGGCUUGGAUAAGAAUUUGAAGGGAGAGAAGAAUGUUUUGAUUUUCGAUUUGGGUGGCGGUACCUUCGAUGUCUCCAUCUUGACCAUUGACGAAGGUUCACUUUUUGAAGUCAAGUCCACUGCUGGUGACACACAUUUGGGAGGUGAGGAUUUCGAUAAUCGUUUGGUAAAUUUCUUUGUUGAGGAAUUCAAGAGGAAACAUAAACGCGAUAUGUCAAGCAAUGUUCGCGCCUUGAGACGUCUACGCACAGCUUGUGAAAGAGCAAAGCGUACAUUGUCCUCCAGCUCAGAGGCUUCCUUGGAAAUUGAUGCCCUCCAUGAAGGCAUUGACUUUUAUUCCAAAAUAACCCGAGCUCGUUUUGAGGAACUGAAUAUGGAUUUGUUCCGUUCCACCUUGACGCCGGUGGAAAAAGCUUUGAACGAUGCCAAAAUGGAUAAAUCCUCCAUAAAUGAUGUGGUCUUGGUGGGUGGUUCCACACGCAUUCCCAAAAUUCAAAAAAUGCUGCAAGAUUUCUUUGGCGGCAAACAAUUGAAUUUGUCCAUCAACCCCGAUGAGGCGGUGGCUUAUGGUGCCGCCGUACAAGCUGCCAUUCUCACCGGUGUGGGAAGUUCCCAAAUUCAGGAUGUAUUGUUGGUCGAUGUCACUCCCUUGUCCUUGGGCAUAGAGACCGCUGGUGGAGUUAUGACAAAAUUGAUUGAACGCAAUGCUCGCAUUCCCUGCAAACAACAACAGACCUUCACCACCUAUAGUGACAAUCAAAAUGCGGUCACCAUUCAGGUGUAUGAGGGCGAGAGAGCCAUGACCAAGGAUAACAAUCUUUUGGGUACUUUUAAUUUGACUGGCAUACCUCCAGCCCCCAGAGGUGUUCCAAAAAUCGAGGUAACCUUUGACUUAAAUGCCGAUGGUAUUCUGAAUGUUUCGGCCAAGGACAACAGCACCGGAAAAUCGGAGAAGAUCACCAUUACCAAUGACAAGGGUCGUUUGUCUAAGGCCGAUAUUGACAGAAUGUUAUCCGAAGCGGAAAAGUACAAGGACGAUGAUGAGAAGCAAAGACAACGGGUGCAGGCACGUAACAAUUUGGAAUCAUACAUAUUCAGUUGCAAACAGGCUGUGGAAGAUGCUCCUUCGGAUAAAUUAAGUGACUCGGAUAAGGCUACUGUUCGUGAUAAAUGUUCUUCAGAAAUGUCCUGGCUGGAUAAUAACAGCCUAGCCGAAAAGGAGGAAUUCGAAGAUCAUUUGAAGGAUUGCCAACGUGUUUGUAGUCCCAUUAUGUCUAAAAUGCAUGGAGCCGGUGGUGCAGCCGAUGGUGGCCAAAAACAAGGUCAACCGAAUAGUGGUGGUCGUGGAGGUCCCACUGUUGAGGAAGUUGAUUAGAUAUUCAAUUGGCUUAGUUAUCCUUAAAUAUUUCGGUAUUAUAUCUUGUUAUAUGUUAACUAAAUUUUGAUUCCUUAUAUUAUUGUUUUCUUCUAAUUUUUUUAUUAAUAAAUUUUUU